Molecule: messenger RNA, 1785 nt
Organism: Neomonachus schauinslandi (Hawaiian monk seal)
Lineage: Eukaryota; Metazoa; Chordata; Mammalia; Carnivora; Phocidae
Gene: CRYZ
Product: crystallin zeta
Exons: 9
Coding region: 131-1123 (330 amino acids)
Cellular component (GO): cytosol
Molecular function (GO): NADPH binding; mRNA 3'-UTR binding; zinc ion binding
Source: RefSeq, a predicted model, not a curated record
GAGGGCGGGGAGAGACGCGCGGGCGAGGCGGAGACAGCAAGUAUAGGAGACGCCCAGGUCCGUCCCCUUUUCUGUGGAAUCUGACUGAGCCUUCGCAGGUUUUGCUUCCCCACUCUAGAACCGGAUCACCAUGGCGACUGGACAGAAGUUGAUGAGAGCGAUUCGAGUUUUUGAAUUUGGUGGACCAGAAGUGCUGAAACUCCAGUCGGAUAUUGCAGUACCAAUUCCAAAAGACCAUCAGGUUCUGAUCAAAGUCCACGCAUGUGGUGUAAAUCCAGUGGAAACGUAUAUUCGUUCUGGUACUUACAGCAGGAAACCACUCUUACCCUAUACUCCUGGGUCAGAUGUGGCUGGCGUAAUAGAAGCCGUUGGAGAUAAUGUAUCCACUUUCAAGAAAGGUGACAGAGUUUUCACUACCAGCACCAUCUCUGGGGGCUACGCCAAGUAUGCCCUCGCAGCAGAUCACAGUGUUUACACACUGCCAGAAAAACUGGACUUUCAGCAAGGAGCUGCCAUCGGCAUUCCGUAUUUUACUGCUUAUCGAGCUCUGUUCCACAGUGCCCGUGUGAAAGCUGGAGAAAGUGUGCUGGUUCAUGGGGCUAGCGGAGGAGUUGGACUAGCAGCAUGCCAAAUUGCCAGAGCUUAUGGCUUAAAGGUUUUGGGCACAGCUGGUACUGAAGAAGGACAAAACAUUGUUUUGCAAAAUGGAGCCCAUGAAGUGUUCAAUCACAGAGAACUCAAUUAUAUUGAUAAAAUUAAGAAAUCUGUUGGUGAAAAAGGAAUUGAUGUGAUCAUUGAAAUGUUAGCUAAUGUAAAUCUUAGUAAUGAUUUGAAUCUUCUGUCAUAUGGAGGACGAGUAAUAGUUGUUGGCAGCAGAGGUCCUAUUGAAAUAAACCCACGGGACACCAUGGCAAAGGAAUCCAGUAUAAUUGGAGUUGCUCUCUAUUCAUCAACUAAGGAGGAAUUUAGGCAGUUUGCAGCUGCUCUUCAAGCUGGAAUGGAAAUUGGUUGGUUGAGACCUGUAAUAGGUUCUCAGUAUUCACUGGAGAAGGUGGCCCAGGCUCACGAAAAUAUCAUCCAUAACAGUGGGGCUAGGGGGAAAAUGAUUCUUCUCUUAGAAUGAUUAAUUCUUUCAUGUAUUUCCUAUGCAAUUAGAGGUUUCCUGUCCCAGUUUUACUUACACUACCUUUGCUCUAAUCAGCAUUCAUUUGAUUCAGUGAGUUUCUUAUAUUAAAAAACAAGAUUUGUCUUUAGAGAUGUGGGCAUUGGAGUACAAUUUAUAUUAUAGCUCACAGUAUUCUUUAUGCCUCCCACCUACCUCUAAUCAAGGAGUCAUCAUAGUAGGAAAUAGAAUGUCAGUAGUCAUUUGGCAUUGGGUGAGUUACAGAAAUUCCUGGUAUUUGAUCAUUAAUUCCAUACCUUUGACUAAAACAAGCUAAUUCAAAAUAAGGCUGUGUGAUUUCCAAGCCUACUUGUCCUUGUAAAGGUUCUUUAGUAUCUGAUUAGCUCAGAACUGUAUUGGACUCUGAAGAUUUUCUGGACUAAAUAAGACCCCUUUUCUAAGCUAAUCUCAUCUGGAUCUACAAGUCUCUUGCAAGGGCAAGAUAAACAAUGUCCAGAGAAAUUUGUUUUUUAACAAAUAGUUUUCCACUAUUUCCCCAAUAUUAGAACAUCCACUGUGUUGAUGGUUGAUUACUCAUUAUCCAUAUAUUUUUUUUAAUUGUACAUUUAGUGCCACCUUUUUUUUAAAUUUUAUUUUAUUAUGUUAUGUUAGUCACCAUACAU